Molecule: messenger RNA, 3006 nt
Organism: Malurus melanocephalus (red-backed fairy wren)
Lineage: Eukaryota; Metazoa; Chordata; Aves; Passeriformes; Maluridae
Gene: MYOCD
Product: myocardin
Exons: 10
Coding region: 112-2580 (822 amino acids)
Biological process (GO): smooth muscle cell differentiation; cardiac muscle cell differentiation
Source: RefSeq, a predicted model, not a curated record
AAAAGCCCAUCUGCAUUCCAUGAACAGCGAAAAAGUCUGGAGCGAGCCAAGACUGAAGAUUAUCUCAAGCACAAGAUCAGAAGCAGGCCUGAGCGGUCAGACCUGGUCAAUAUGCACAUUCUGCAAGACUCAGCUGCAGAGGGGUCCAUUCAGUCUACUCAAAUGAAGCUGAAAAGAGCCCGACUGGCAGAUGACCUGAAUGAAAAGAUCGCGCUCAGGCCGGGUCCUUUGGAGCUGGUGGAGAAGAAUAUUAUUCCCGUUGACUCGGCUGUGAAAGAGGCCAUAAAAGGCACCCAGGGCGGCUUUCCUCGCCCGGCCGACGCCUUCGCCUUCGAGGAGGACAGCAGCAACGAUGGGCUGUCCCCGGAGCGGCCCCGCAGCCGCGGCUCCCCAGGACCCGCCGAGCCGCCCCCCGGCUCCAAAGCCCCGGAGCCGCCCCCCUCCGCCCCUGCCGAGGCCCCCCAGGAUCGUCCCCCCAGUGCCGAUGGCCACACUCCGGACACUGCCCCAGGGCCCGGCAGCCAAUGUGACAGCCCCAAGCAGACAGCGGGGCAGGAGAGCCCGACGCUUCCCGUGCCCUCUGCCGUGAAGUCCAAAUCAUCCAGUGAUAGCAAGAACCGACACAAAAAGCCUAAAGACACCAAGCCCAAAGUGAAGAAGCUCAAGUACCACCAGUACAUCCCACCAGACCAGAAAGCAGAAAAGUCCCCUCCACCCAUGGAUUCUGCAUAUGCCAGACUGCUCCAGCAGCAGCAACUCUUCCUGCAGCUCCAGAUCCUCAGCCAGCAGCAGCAGCAGCAACAGCAGCAGCAGCAGCAGCAGCACUUCAGUUACCCCGGGAUGCACCAAGGACAGCUAAAGCAAUCAAAUGAGCAAAUGGUCAAAACUUCAAGUUCUUCAUCAGCUUCUGUCAACACCCCUCUUUCUCCAGUGAAAACCACCUUUUCAGGCCAGACUUGUGUCUCGUCUAUCAAGCCAGGCCCUCUGCCAUCCAACCUGGAUGAUCUCAAAGUGUCAGAGCUGAGGCAGCARCUCCGAAUACGAGGCCUGCCUGUGUCAGGUACCAAAACAGCGCUGAUGGAGCGGCUGCGGCCCUUCCAGGAGUGCAGCAGCAACACAGUCCCAAACUUCAGUGAGAUCACCACUGUCACCUUCCCAGUCACUCCAACAAGCACCCUGUCCAGUUACCAGUCACAGUCCUCCACCAGCAUGUUAUCAAAUGGCUUCUACCACUUUGGCAGCACCAGCUCCACCCCACCCAUCUCRCCCGCCUCCUCUGACCUCUCUGUGAGUGGCUCUUUGCCAGACACCUUCAACGAUGGGCCCAUGUCUUCUCCACAGUUCGGUCUCCAGCCAUCUCCAGUUCAUGGCAGUGCUGAGGAAAGCCUCAUGAGCAGCAUGAAUGGAGGGAGCAUCCAGCUGGAACUGGAAGGAAUAGACACAGAGAAAGACAAGAUGCUGGUGGAGAAGCAGAAAGUCAUCAAUGAACUGACUUGGAAGCUGCAGCAAGAGCAGAGACAAGUGGAAGAGCUGCGGAUGCAGCUCCAGAAGCGAAAGAGAAGCAAUGGCCUUGAGGAGAAGCARCAGCCUGCUCAGCAUUUCUUUGGUGUCCCCAUCAAACAAGAAAACACCGUGUCCAGCUGUCCUUUUGCAUCCAAACAAAUGGCCCURAAAGGCCAGGUUGGCAGCUCUGAUAAGCUGAGUAACUGUGGGGUACCACAGGUGCCCCACAUUGUAAAUAGCCACUGCUUGGAGCCCGCUGGGCAAAGCACCAUCACCUCCUCGACAUUCCUGAGCCCGCAGUGCUCCCCCCAGCACUCUCCCCUGGGGGCUGCAAAGAGCCCCCAGCACAUCAGCCUGCCACCAUCCCCCAACAGCCACUACCUGCUGCCCAUGUCCCCCGAGGGCUGCAGCGGGUCCCCGCCAGGCAGCAGCUGCCUCCGCACAGCGCCGCAGAUGACACGAAGUCAGCAGAUGGAYGAGCUCCUGGACGUGCUGAUUGAGAGUGGAGAGAUUCCAGCCAAUGCCAAGGAAGAUCGGUCCUGCCUGCAGAAGGUACCUCAGAUAAUGGUGUCUACAGGRAGCUCCAGUGCUUCUCUCCCCAAGGCCUCUGCCCCAUUCGAGCCGGUGUCCUCAGCACCACUGCCCUUCGAGCACUGCCCGGGCAGCAGCGACRCCCACCUUGAGGUGCUGCUGAAUGCCCACAGCCCCCUGGACAGGGUCAGCGAGAUGGCCCUGCUCAAGAUGGGGGGAGAGGAGCCCCACUUCGAAGGGAUGAUGGAGGGGUUCUCUGGCAAAGCCGCAGAUGAACUGCUCAACUCCCAGGAGAUUUUACAGACUCCCCUCUCGCCCAUGGAAACCCAGCUCUCCCCUUCCCCUGCCGAAGGCUCCGGUUUACAAAUGAGUUUCACUGAGUCUCCGUGGGAAACGAUGGAGUGGCUGGACCUCACCCCGCCCAGCUCCGCCACCGGCUUCAGCUCCCUCACCCCCACAGGCCCCAGCAUCUUCAACAUCGAUUUCCUGGAUGUUGCUGACCUCAACCUGAACACCAGCAUGGACCUGCACCUGCAGCAGUGGUGAAGGAACGUGCUGGGGCAGGAUGCUGUGAGCCUGCAGCAGGCAGUGCAGUGUUUCUGUCGUGCCAGAAAACAUGCAGGGCUAACGUGCCUCAUCCAGGGGAAACUGGAGUCAUUUUCCCAGCAUAUAAACUUGUUUAAAUUUCAGUCACUGAAAACUGAAAACACAACAACUCUGGUACUUUGGUUUUCCUCCAUUGAYAUAUCCCCACAGAGAGCACCAGUGCCUGUAACAUUUCCUUUGAUUGACAAGAACUUCAGUUUUCUUUCUUUAAUYUUCCYUGCCCUGCCUCCCCCUCCCCAGUUUUAGUAGUCACUCCGAUGAGAACUGGAGCAGCUCAUGACAAGACUGUGUGGUGAGGUCCUCUCCUCUCCUCUCCUCUCCUCUCCUCUCCUCUCCUCUCCUCUCCUCUCCUCUCCUCUCCUCUCC